Messenger RNA from Drosophila navojoa, 2327 nucleotides. RefSeq lists its product as uncharacterized. Lineage: Eukaryota; Metazoa; Arthropoda; Insecta; Diptera; Drosophilidae. The record is from RefSeq and is a predicted model, not a curated record.
GAAAAAUGCUGCUGCCGCUGCUGGCGCUGGGCGAGCACAGUCCAAGCAAUGCCACAGCUCUGACUCAACUCGGAAACAACAACACCAGCACCAGUAGCGCCAACAGCACCGAGCUGGUACCAAUUGCUGAGAAACUCAUACGCUAUCGACGACAUCCACCGCACAGCAAACGCAACAAGCAUCGAAGACGCACCAAGGGACCCAAGACUAAGUAUGGACCGCCCAGCUAUCCGGCGGAGCCUCCGAUCAGCUACUACAAGCACACGCCCUCCUUUCCGACGCAUCACGAGUUGCCUGGUUUCUCGUUGGAUGAUUUUCAGCAGUUGAAAUUCGAUGGGACCGACUUCCAGAUACCCGCUUCCAGCUACGAAGCGCAGUCCAUGGAUCUGGAUCUGUAUAGCCAUGGCGAGCCGGAUCUGUAUGGCGCCCACAAGUUUCCCAGUCUCGAGUACAGCGUAGCCGACAGCCAUGAAUCUGCUCCACCCUCGCUGAGCUCCUACGAUCACAAGCCCCAUCAGAAGUACGGCGUGCCGCCGCAACAUCAGAGCUUUGAUUCCCCCAACUCCUUUGUGUCACAUCAUUACGAACCGCCGCCUGCGCCGGCACAUCCACCCUCAACUAAAUACGGAGCGCCCGCUGUGUCCAGCUACAGGCAUUCAGCCUCCCUACCUGCUCCCGACUCCUACUCCAUUUACGAGCACAAGAUACCGAAUUCCGGCUACCAUCACAGCUUCGCAGAGCCCCCACCUAAGCCCCCAGCACAUAACACCAACUUUGAGAUCUCCUACUCACCGCCCGCCUACGAGAUAUCCACCUCUUACCAGGCCAAUGAACACAGCUAUGCAAAGCCAUCGCCUGGUCAUGGCUAUGAAGCACCGCCAUCGUCUCACGAUAGUUAUCAGCCUCCAGCUCCUGCUCCUGGUCAUAGCUAUGAAGCACCACCAUCAUCGCACGACAGCUAUCAGCCUCCAGCUGCUUCACCUGGACAUAGCUAUCAACCACCAAGCUCUGCCCAUGACAGUUAUCAACCGCCAAGUCCGUCGCCAGAUCAUAGCUAUCACCCACCUGCUUCCUCUCACGACAGCUAUCAGCCACCUAGUCAGGGCUAUCAUCCUCCAACAUCAUCCCACGACAGCUAUCUUCCACCAACGUCAUCUCAUGAUAGCUAUCUUCCACCCGCUCCAUCGCCUCCUAAUCACAGCUAUCAGCCAGGCUCCUCGCCUGCUCACGAUUACCAACCACCACAAGACACUCACUAUGCGGAGCCGCCACCACCAUCAUUAGAUCAUGCGCCCAGCUAUUCCCAACCGGACACCGAGCAGCCCGUCCAGCACUAUCCGCAGGAGAACUAUGCACCACCGUCAGAGGAGUUGCCACUCACGCCCAAUCACAAGUUCCCGAGCUUUGAUUUUCCCAAAUCCAGUUACGAAGUGCCCAUCUACGAUCCCAUACCCUUUGAGGCAUCAAACAAAGAUGAGCAGGAAUCCUAUCCGCCCAUACUCCCAGACAAUACGCCCAACGAGCUGCCCUCGGAGGAUACCCACACCGCAGGCAGCUCUCGUACGCCAACAAAGAGUCGCAAGCGCAAGCGUCGCCCCGCCUUGGCGUCGGUCUCUAAGAAACAUACGCUGGAUGUGCCGGAGCUGCAGGAGGCGUACGAUGCUGAUGCCCAAAUACAUGCGAGGGAUACAGAUUUAGAUACAGCUGCUCAUGGCUCUCGCCAUGUGGAGCAGAAGCGAAAGUAUGUCAGCUAUGUAACGCCCUCGAUAAGCCCAACCACAACGACAUCGACCACCUCGGCACCCUGGAGUCCCAUGCGUCUCCGUCCGACUUCCAGCGAUGGCUUCAUACCCACGGUGGUUACAAGCACACCGCCAACGCGCAGCAGAGGUCGUGGCACUUCCCGCUUCCGCAGUCGUAAUCCCAGCACCGAGGCCACCUCGACGGUGGUUACCAUCGAGAAGUCUCGCUCGCAGAGCUACUACGAUGGCACAAUUGCGCCGCCCACCUAUCAACAGUUCACGGUGGGGCGUGGUGCGAGACCAACGCGACCCACUCAGCUGCGUGGUGGUGGCACCACUCCGGCCUCUCCCGGCGGCACGGAGCGCAAUGCGACGCCCAGGCGCACCACCAAAGGCAUCUUCGAUACGACGCUCUUCAAGACUCCCCAGAGCGAUCGCGAAAUGGAGAGGAAGCUCCUCGCGCUGCGUCAGAACUUGCCAAAAAAUCACAAAUUAUAUUAAAAAAGACUUCUUCUAUGUGGGGACUACGAGAUGGUACUAUCAUCGCAACGGAACACGUAAGACUACUUUGGAGCUUGGAGUUAG